UAUUUGGAAAUUCUCUAUUAACAAGUAUAAUUCUUAAUCUUUGGUUAACUAUUGUGGAUAUCCUCACCGAACAGUGGUACAAAUUACUCCUUGGUGAAAAAUAUCUGAAAGAAUUUCUUUAGUACUUAUUACGGAUUCUGGAAGUAAAAAUUAAAAUUAUCCAUAUUUAACACCACAAUCGCGCAUUGAUUUACUUCUACUACAGUGUUGAGCUUUUUUGAAGACAAAAGCACAUUCAAAUUAAAAAUGGCGGCACUGGGUGUAUCAGAACCGCCUCGGCUAAAUAACAAUGAAUUUCUAAACUACAUACCACAUCUUGAAUUAGAAGAACUUCUAAUGACUCAAAUUAAAGCAAAUGGAUCUUGGGACUAUUUAUUUAAAGCUUCCAUUAAGAAAGAAAACAAGCUUAGUUCACUUACGUGCAUUGCUUGUCAAGAAUUAAUAAAAUGCCAGAAGUUUAGCAGUCACUUAAAAGAAAAGUCUCAUGAAGAAUCCCUGAAAAAUGUCGAACAAUUUUAUCAUCCCUAUUAUACAAAUGACAAGGAAUGUGGAAAUAUUAAAAGUGGUGAAAAUAUUUCUGAUAGAGAUACUGAAACUGAUACCGUACGAACUAAAAGUAUUACUUCAAGUGAAGAGCGAUCCACCUUAUCGACAUCGAAAAUGAUUGCUGAAUGCAUUCGAGAAUCCGAAGGCGAUUUAGAUUUGGUUACAGAUAAUGAGAAUUUUACUAAUAUAAUUCUAAGAAAAGAUGUAACCAAACCUGAAGACUUAUUGGUAGAUGUUAAAUUGCCACUUACAGAUAUAUUAAAUAUCGAAUUUUGUACAGAAAAAGGGAGGUGGGUUCGGAUGAUAACCGUGAACAAAACUGCAAGCACCAAGUUCUACUGUGCUUUGUGCUCAAAGUUUUGUUUUGGAAUUAUAACUGUGGACUGUCAUCUCAAAGGGUUCACACAUAAACGAGCCCAAAUAUCAUGCUUAGGCGUUCGCUGUUCUAGUUACAAAAAUCUAACUAAAAACUGUAUUUUUGGAUAUGGGGAAACGUUUUGCAUUAAUAUACAAAAAACGGAGAAUUUUGAAAAAGAAUCAUCACCAAACUCGAACGACGUUGAGAAGUUAAAAAAAAUUGAAGAUACCGAUGAAGAUAAAAACUUAGGAAGUAUUCAAAAAGUACAGGAAAGUAAUAUAAAGCCCUCUUUAUCUGCUACAAUCGCUAAUAAAGUUAAAAAUAUAAAAGAAAAAAUGCGAGUUCAGAAUAAGUAUGUGGAGGGUCUUAUAGGAGUGGAAUAUGUUGUUAAAAUACUAAAAACAAAAACAGAUAAAUAUCCGAUGUACGAAUGUUGCCUUUGUGAAAUCGUACUUAAUGAAAACCGUAUGCAAGGCCAUCUUACCGGAUAUAAUCAUCGACUUAAAUAUUGCGAACUGCAUUACCCUAAUACCAUAGAAAAGUUUAAAAAUGUAAUUGGGCAUGUUAAGUAUAUUGAUUACUUCAAUGCAAUGAACCAUAUUUUGUCAAAGAUUGCUUCUGCAAUUGAACAACACCAUGGGCGCAGUACCCCUUACGUGGUUUUAUUAUCGAUAUUUACCAAAAUGAGGACGGAGUUGAUAGCAAAAAUAUAUAGCUAUCCUAACGCUUGCCAGCAACAUGGACCAUCAUUCACAAACGUUAUGACGGAAGAAGAAAUUAAACAGAUAAUCAGAGAACAAACAGAAUACGUGGCGCAUACUAACAAUUAUGCCAGAUUCGUUGAAAAACCAGAGAAAAAACUUUAUUUAAAUCAACGAUGCCAUGAUCCAAACAAAAGAAAUGGGGAUAAUUUUGACAUUCGUAAAAGAAAACGCUCACCUUCUCCUCCGAAAAAAUACAGUAAAUCUCUUUUACGUUCCCUGUCACCUCAUCAGAUUGCGCCAACAAAAAGAAAUAAAGAAUCUAGGCAACAUUUAGCGUAUGGUGCAAGUGUCUCCUCAUUUCAACGAGAUGAGGUAGCAGUCGUGACAUUUGAAAUUGAGCGCAUGUAUAAAGAGUAUCGGAAAAAUCCUGAAAGUCAUCCUCUUUACGACGAAGAAUGGAAUGGAUUUUGGCGUCGUCGUAAGGAACAACUUGUUUCACAAGGAAUCGACCACCGAUCCUACAACUACCAACCCGAGUGGGUUAAAUACUUCAAAAAUCGUUUGGAGGAACUUUUUGAAAAGGAAAUAAGUGAUUCAAAAAGGGAAAUAAGAAAUCGCUUAUCAGACUAUGAAAUAAACAAUUCAUCAAAUUUGCUUGCACAUAUAAAAGACUUUGGUCUAAAGUCUGAUAAUACUUAUGAAUUGCAAAACGAAAAGAGGUCUCCAGAUGUCAUAUCACAAUCUGCAAAUUCUCGCUAUUUGGAAAAUGAAAUGCGGGAUGGUAAACCUACUGUUAUCCAUGUACUGAGACUUUUGACAGCUUUAGAAGAUUACCUUGGCAGUUUGGGGACUAAAAUAAUGGAUUUACUUUCUAAAGCUUUAAUGAUAGAAAAAAAUUGUAAUAACAGUCAGUUGGAACAACAAAUUUUGACCUUUCAUAAUUGCACACUUUUGGAAACAGCAGUAGAGAAGUUGAAGGGACUACUCUUUGCUGGCUUAUUAGAUAGAUCUAAAGUGCAGGGAUUUAACCGUGUUAUUCAAUUUACCACUGAUUUACUUAAACAUGCUGAUAAAAUGGGAUGGCGAAACAUACAAACAUCCUUUUCAAAUAAAGUGGAAAACCCGGUGUUUCUAAAAUUAGCUGGCGCUGUGGAAAGUACUAGGGCGGCUAAUACAUUCCCUUCUACUCAAAAAUUGUUAUCUGAUACACUAAUGGAACUGUUAUCAAUGCAGAAAAAUAACAACAACUCUGCUUUUAACAACUCCCAUAAUCAAAAAACAUACAACGACCAAAGUCAAGGAAUAUGUGGUCCAGGUAUAGAUCGAUUUGGUGAGAAGGCGAAUUCCCGAGGUAGUCACUGGCAAAAUCCAGAAUUGAAUUCUUCUUACUUUUUAACCAAAUCUACAUGUUUUGAAAGAAGUUUUAACGGAGCUGCUAAAAACGUCACGAAUAAUCAGAACUACAAUAGUGUGAAUAAUACACCUGGCAAUAUUGGCAACGUUGGGACGUUUGGAAAUAGACCGAAUCCUAAUUAUAAACCAAUAAGUGUAGCACAAAAUUAUCAAAAUUAUGACUUCGUUGGUGCCAUUAAGAGAAAUGCCUCUUUAAAUAAUCAGCAAUGCUAAUUUUGAAAUACAGAUAAAAUUAUAUAAAAAAUGUUUUAGAUUAAAUGAGUCGGUCAACUCGAAUAAGGCUCUAAUUACUAUCGCUUGAUUAAACAGCUCUUACAAGAAGAACUUUAAAAAAUCGUUUUUUUUCUUUUUGUUGUUAAUUAUACAACGUACACAUGUACUUAUAAGUAUGUAUGGACCAACAAUAUUAUUUAAGGUAAUCGAAACUAAUUGACAUUUAUAUGGAUUUUUUUAAUUUGGAGGAACUUUUGUUUUGUUGGAUGAUUUGUAUGUAGCAUGUAAUAUUCAAGAAUAAAGGGAUAUUUUUUUAAGACGUAA
Anastrepha ludens (Mexican fruit fly) is the source of this 3558-nucleotide messenger RNA. It is a transcript of the gene TTLL5, whose product is annotated as tubulin polyglutamylase TTLL5. Gene Ontology annotation, cellular component: cilium. Gene Ontology annotation, biological process: protein polyglutamylation; microtubule cytoskeleton organization. The record is from RefSeq and is a predicted model, not a curated record. The transcript has 2 exons. Gene Ontology annotation, molecular function: tubulin binding; zinc ion binding; nucleic acid binding. Bases 247 to 3234 code for a protein of 995 amino acids. NCBI's taxonomy places the organism in Eukaryota, Metazoa, Arthropoda, Insecta, Diptera, Tephritidae.